Molecule: messenger RNA, 1833 nt
Organism: Suillus plorans
Lineage: Eukaryota; Fungi; Basidiomycota; Agaricomycetes; Boletales; Suillaceae
Exons: 6
Coding region: 1-1833 (610 amino acids)
Source: RefSeq, a predicted model, not a curated record
AUGCCUCGAGGGUCUCAGUCAUUACUGGACCGAUCCCGCCUUCCGAACGAAGACGCGGUCUCCGACAUCAAUCACAGCGAAGAAGUCAUAGGGUGCAAAUACAAUGGAAAGAGGUAUUAUAUGGGUCUUCUACUUAAAAAGGUCCACCGUGAUCGCCUAGAACACAUCGUCUGCCCUCAUGCUGACAACAUACAACUCCACCUACAAUCUGGGUGGAACCAAGCUUUCCUCAAAUCAACUGUGCUUGCGUUUGCCAAGCAGUUCCUCCAUGUAGGCGAUCGGGCCAUGAUUAUCAAAGGAGACCUUAAUUCAGAGAUUGGUCGAGUUGUCUCGACCAACCAUCCUGCCAGUUCCGUCACCUUGAAGUUGACUUUGAGUGGUCGCCCAAAGGAAAUAAAUUUUCGAUUAGAGGAGAUAGAGCGCAUUUUUCAAGUCGGCGACACAGUUCGAGUAGUGGCAGGUCCGUACUUAGGGGUGGAAGGGUACAUCAUUCAGAUGACAGGUGAUAUAUUCUGUCUUUGUCAGGACGUCUCAAAAGAAGAGUUGGAAGUUUCCAAGUACUACCUAGACCGUCGCCCUUUGAGUCACACCCCGCAAGCACGGCUUCCAACUCAGCAACUUUUUAAUCCUCCCCCUGAUAUUGAAUCUAUUCAGAUUGGUGAUUCUAUAGAUGUGCUUAUGGGGGAACAUAUAGGAAAAUCUGGCAUCGUGCACUGGCUCUCCAAGGGAGGGAAUUAUCUGUGGUUCCAGCACGAAUCAUUGAACAUCCCAGUUCCAAUUAAAGUUGUUCAGCGGAUCUUCAAGCCCCAGACACUCCAGUAUAUGCAAGAUAAGGGUUACAAUGUUAAGCCUGGAGAUGUUGUGAGAGUCGCCCGUGGGUCAGAGUAUCCCGUGAAAGGGGUCAUCGACCACUCACUUGUUCACGUUCCCAUUGGAUUCGUGAUCAAAGUGUACAACGUCAGCCUGGAUUCUUUCAAGAAGGACAUUGGGCAAGAAGUUUUUAUUAUUGGAGGUGGCCGUAAGGGCUACCGAGCCACAUUGUACAGUUUCAACUCCACGGAUUGCACUGUUGCCCUGCAUGGACAGCAGCGCACUAAGAUUCAGCUCAAGGACGUUGCUACCAGGACCCGACAUGUUAUCUUUUUGCGAGAUGCGGAGAAGAUCUUACUUGGUCCCGCAACCGAGAAGCGUCACCCCCCCCCCCCUGAAAAGGUUGUCUCAAGUUCGUCAGCUUCUAUUGCAAAUCUGUCAUCAAUCACGUGGACCAACUGGGGUGCUAGCUCCGAGGAUCUGGGCAUGGCCGAUAACCCUUCUAGCCUCAAUCCAUCACAGACUGCCGACCCCUGGACUGUCGAUAUCAAUGACAUGCUUGACGCUAGAACGGAAAAAACCGAAAAGAGCCCACUAGCAUGGUUGAUGAGCAAGGAAUUUUUGUCCAAGUUCACCACUUAUCACGCAAUGUUGAAAGUUUCUCCCUCCUUCAUGGGAGGCAGACUACACAAUCGAUUCGCAUCAAUGGCUUGUCCUGAUCCCUUCCUCGGUCAGAAUGGACCCGCCUCCGAAGGCUGUGUUGCAGUAUUCUGCUCGUCGAAUACUGCAGGCGCUGCGAUUCAGCACUAUCACAUACCCACCACAGAUUUGAGCCCAGCCCCUCCGCGCAAAAAAAACCAACAGUGUAUUGUUCUCGACGGAAGUUAUCGCGGUUGUAUCUUUAAUGUAGCUAAGUGUUUCCUCAAGAAGAACACUGUGGAUAUCGCAGUUACUCCGUCGGUGUUUAUCAAUUUGCGCUUUGGUCAGAUUUGUCUUGUAGAACAGUCACGCAUCACUAUGUAA